AUGAUAAUUAUAGAGAAUCGGGAGCAGUUAUCAAAGGAAAUACAAGCAAAUUUUGAGGAGGCAAAUGACUUGUUGGAGCAAUUGGAGUUGGAGUACCGUGGAGCUGGUGCUGGGUCUCGAGUUGCAGCCUACCGUGCUGAGCUCCAGCGGGUAAAGGAUGAAUAUCGUUCUGUUCUGAGUAAUUCAGCUACAUAUAAUAUAGAAACAGAAGAAACAUAUGACGAUUGGAAUGUAAAUGAACAGCGGCAAAAGCUGCUGGAUAACUCAGAACGCUUGGAGCGUACUGGAAAAAAUCUCACCGAAGGUUACAGGGUUAUUUUAGAGACAGAGGAGAUUGGUGCAGCGGUACUUCAGGAUUUGAGUGUACAAAGGGAAACUAUUCAAAGAUCUAGAGGACGGCUCCGAGAAACCGAUGAACAACUAAACCGUUCAUCCCGUUUGAUGAACACAAUGAUAAUGCGCGCGUUGCAAGACCGUUUUGUGCUGAUCAUGGUGUUCCUUGUUCUUGGCGUGCUUCUAUGCGGCGGCUUGUAUUUCUAUGUUACCUAG
Molecule: messenger RNA, 549 nt
Organism: Parnassius apollo (apollo)
Lineage: Eukaryota; Metazoa; Arthropoda; Insecta; Lepidoptera; Papilionidae
Source: the annotation of a GenBank genome assembly